Messenger RNA from Spinacia oleracea (spinach), 1181 nucleotides. Its product is annotated as putative FBD-associated F-box protein At1g61330. The record is from RefSeq and is a predicted model, not a curated record. The transcript is spliced from 3 exons. NCBI's taxonomy places the organism in Eukaryota, Viridiplantae, Streptophyta, Magnoliopsida, Caryophyllales, Amaranthaceae. The coding region runs from base 201 to 791 and encodes 196 amino acids.
UUUUCUUGUUUAAUUACCAAAACCUUAGAAUUUCAUGAAACUCCUUUAGAUUUAUUUUAGUCCUCAUUUUAAUUUUUUUGGAAAAUUAACUCUCUUUUUUCAUCAAUUUGCUUUGGGCUCAAUUCUUAAAAAUGUUUUGACCUCUAGGGGUCGAGCCUUAUCUUCAUUUCUAUGGUCUAACUUAGCACGUACUGAGUAACAUGCUCGUUAUCUCUUUUGCAUUUGUUCGUGGCCAAAGUGCAUUGGAAAAGGAUCUUUACAAUACUGAUCGUGAAAUAAUUAUAGGAAAAGGAGAACCAACGAAGUACCUUUGGCAUCUAAAGGAACUUCAAGUGAUUAUGGUGAACUUAAGCUUUUGCAAUGUGUUUGAUAUUGCUAAUUUCGUUGAUAAAUGCCCGGUUCUUGAGAGGAUUUUCAUUGAUAUGCAAGACUUCAGUUUCAUGGACAAAUGGGGUGUAAAUGAUAGAGCAACAAUAGAGAAAUAUGAUAAACAUCUUGGUUUCCUGAAACUGGUGAAGUUGUCAAACUGCGAGUUCAAGAUAACUGAAGUAGAAUUGCUCAAGUUCUUCCUCCAAAAGGCGAUAAAUUUGGAAGACGUUGCUAUUUUUACCAGAAAGAAGUCUUCUCAUGUUUCUGAUGAUUUUAUAGAGCUCCUCAACUCUUGGAAAUUAUCUCCUGAAGCUAAAGUGGUUGUUUAUGAUUCCAAACAUUUUGGUGCUUUUCUUCCUACACAUGGUUCGACAUCGACUAUUCGACUUAAGAACCGGUACGUGACAUAUGAGGGUGUUUGAUGUUGAAUCGGCUACCCGCCCGGCCACUUCAGGCCGGAGAUGGUCGGGUAAGAACUUGAGUGUGAUUUUGAAUCGACUAACCCGGUCAUUUCAUGGAGAUGCAUGAAAUGGCCGGGUAAGAACUUGGGAAUUACGAGAAUGCAUCUCGAUCUAAGUUUGAUUUUUAUUUUUAUGUUUUUGAGUUUGCAAAUUAUAUAUGUUAGUGAACAGCAAAUUAACUAGACAGACUAACGUGUAAUGCAAAGUUGCAUGUAGGUAUGUCAAGUUUAAAUGUUUUUUUUGUUUUUAUUGAAUUUAAAGGAUGUUUUUGUUUUCUGUCCGUCUAAGAGCAUCUCUAAUGGUAAGUUAAUUUAACAAUUAGCUUGUUAUGCAACAUAAGAUUUCAAGCUA